This is a messenger RNA of Dufourea novaeangliae, 2095 nucleotides long. RefSeq names its product nuclear protein localization protein 4 homolog (gene Npl4). Lineage: Eukaryota; Metazoa; Arthropoda; Insecta; Hymenoptera; Halictidae. Gene Ontology annotation, cellular component: nucleus. Gene Ontology annotation, biological process: ubiquitin-dependent protein catabolic process. Gene Ontology annotation, molecular function: ubiquitin protein ligase binding; ubiquitin binding. The record is from RefSeq and is a predicted model, not a curated record. The coding region runs from base 54 to 2021 and encodes 655 amino acids. The transcript has 12 exons.
CAGGCGAGCGGACCAGCGAGUUAAACAGCUGAUGCUUCGACGACACCGGCGAAAUGUCAAAGUCCAAGCAAAUCACACUACGUGUUCAGUCUUCAGAGGGAACAAAACGAGUAGAUGUCGAGCCAUCUGAUACAGUCUCUCGUUUGUUUGAAAAGGUUUUUGAUACCUUUGAAUUAAAUAGUUUUGGAUUUGGACUCUAUAGGCAACGAAAUCAUAAAGAUGAAAUUAUAUCUUCUCCUAGUAGAACAGUUUCUGGAGUUGGUCUUUCCCAUGGAGACAUGUUAUACUUGGCUCCGCUUAAUGGUACACAGAUAUGGAGCAUUCCAUCGACUAGCAGUGCUUCUGUUAAUAAGCCUCAAGAACCAGGACCAACCGAUGUAGCUGGACCAACAAAUCGAAACAACAAUGGGUCUAAAUCUGUACCUAAUAUAGUUGAAGAUGAAGUUGACGAACAAUUAUGGAAACUUGAUGGUAAAAUACAAAGAAGACGGGACGAAAAACUAUGUAGACACGGUGGAAACGGAUGUUGUGUUCAUUGUUCUCCUUUAGCACCUUUCGAUGAAGUUUACCUUAAGGAACAAAAUAUAAAACACUUGUCUUUCCAUUCAUAUCUCAGGAAGCUCACUGCAGGUGUCGAUAGAGGGAAGUUUAUACAAUUAGAUGACAUAAGCUGCCGUAUAAAGACUGGUUGCAAAGAUCAUCCUCCUUGGCCGCGAGGCAUUUGUAGCAAAUGUCAACCGAAUUCUAUAACUUUGAACCGUCAAACAUAUCGUCACGUGGACAAUGUUAUGUUUGAAAAUCCAACAUUGGUCGAACGAUUUCUCAAUUACUGGCGUGACACUGGCCUCCAACGUAUUGGAUAUCUGUAUGGAAGAUAUGAGAUUCACACAGAUGUACCGUUAGGGAUUAGAGCUGUUGUCGCGGCCAUUUACGAGCCGCCGCAAGAAAGUGCAAAAGAUUCUAUACGACUUUUACCAGAUGAGAAAGCAGCAUUAGUGGACGAACUGGCUCAAUUACUUAAUUUAAAGAAAGUUGGAUGGAUCUUUACGGAUCUGCUAGCUGAUAAUGUCAAAAGAGGAACGGUGAAACACACUCGAAACGUAGAAAGUCAUUUUAUGUCUGCUCAAGAGUGCAUUAUGGCUGGACAGUUUCAAAAUCAGUUUCCAAAUCCCUGUCGUUUUUCGCCGAGCAAUUAUUUCGGCUCAAAGUUUGUUACCGUAUGCGUGACUGGGGAUGCUAAGAAUCAAGUUCACAUGGAAGGUUAUCAAAUAUCAAACCAAUGCAUGGCAUUAGUACGGGAUGGCUGCCUGGUCCCUACGAAAGACGCUCCAGAAUUGGGCUAUGUAAUUGAAUCCAGUGACAAACAAUACGUUCCAGAUGUCUUCUACAAGGAAAAAGACUCGUAUGGAAAUGAAGUGUCGAGGCUAGCAAGACCUUUGCCCGUAGAAUAUUUAUUGGUAGACAUACCUGCGUCCACGCCACUCACUCCACAAUUUACUUUUUAUGUUAGCGAAAAUAUCACUCCAUUCCCAAUUGAAAAUAGGCACAUUGAUGGACAAGUUCAAGAUUUUCAUUCCCUUUGUUCUUAUAUGCAACAAUUUACUCCAGAACAAUUUCUGGAGGCAACUUCAGAUUUUCACUUGUUACUUUUCAUUGCGACAAUGGACAUAUUUCCAAUAAAGGAUCAUAUGUUACCACUGUUAGAAGCAGUUCGUGAUAAAGACAAGGAAAAAGCAAUAAAAUGGGCUCGUUCUGAGCAUUGGGCAAAAGUAGAAGAACUUUUCUCGGCAAUGUCACCUACAGAACACUCACCUGAACCAUCAUCGUUCAAUAGUACCGCAAGAGUGCCAUCUUCUUCAGUGGCUGCAGGAGGUACUGGGGUUGGCAUUGGUACUGGUACACAGCCAGCCGCAAAUCCAAUUCCAGACGAGGAGCUUUGGACUUGUUCUUAUUGCACUUAUCUCAAUGCAGUAGAAACUAUAAUGUGCGAAAUGUGUGGUUUGCCAAGGUAUACAAUAUAACAAACUGUCAAUACUAUAUUGCUUCUGUAUGCAUUUAAGGGUGUUAUCCAUAAGUUGCUACUUUAAUUCCGUAG